Triticum turgidum subsp. durum (durum wheat) is the source of this 885-nucleotide messenger RNA. The record is from the annotation of a GenBank genome assembly. Lineage: Eukaryota; Viridiplantae; Streptophyta; Magnoliopsida; Poales; Poaceae.
AUGCCAGAACAUCGCGCUAUCUCGGCAACGAACGCGUCCACCACCAAGCCGGCGACGGCCAUGAUACGGUACGCGACGCCGCAGUCCACCCCGCCGAUGUCGCCGCUGCACGCCCCGGGGACGCCUCGCACUCCCGGCGCGUACUCCGAGCUGCCGCCGCCCUCGCCCAGGCCCGCGAUCACGCUCACCCCGCCGCCGUCCAAGAAGAAGCAGCGCCGCACGGCCGCGCGCUCGCUCCGCGCCAUCCGCGCCGUGCGCGCGCUGUUCCGGUCCCUCCCGAUCCUCGCCCCGGCGUGCCGCUUCCACGGCAUCGUCCCGCGGCACGGCGGGCCGUCGCGGAUGCACGACGGCCACGUCAGCGGCGCGUCGCGCACGACGGGGACGCUGUUCGGGUACCGCAGGGCGCGGGUGACGCUGGCGGUGCAGGAGACGCCCGGGAGCGUGCCCAUCCUGCUGCUGGAGCUGGCGAUGCAGACCGGCAGGUUCAUGCAGGAGAUGGGCGCCGAGCACCUGCGCGUGGCUCUCGAGUGCGAGAAGAAGCCGCCUGGCGCCGGCGCCGGCAUCGGCCGCACGCGCCUGCUCGACGAGCCGCUGUGGACGGCCUACGUGAACGGGCGGAAGAUCGGGUACGCCAUGCGCCGGGAGCCCACGGAGGACGACCUCACGGUCAUGCAGCUGCUGCGCACCGUGUCGGUCGGCGCCGGCGUGCUGCCGAACGACGUCAUGGGUUGCGACACCGCCGAGGGGCAGGAGGCCGGCGACCUGGCGUACAUGCGCGCGCGCUUCGACCGCGUGGUGGGGUCCCGGGACUCCGAGUCGCUGUACAUGCUCAACCCUGAUGGGAACAAUGGCCCAGAGCUUAGCAUCUUCUUCAUUAGGAUAUGA